Molecule: messenger RNA, 2073 nt
Organism: Gossypium arboreum
Lineage: Eukaryota; Viridiplantae; Streptophyta; Magnoliopsida; Malvales; Malvaceae
Product: NAD(P)H-quinone oxidoreductase subunit K, chloroplastic-like
Exons: 2
Coding region: 1255-2073 (272 amino acids)
Biological process (GO): aerobic respiration; electron transport coupled proton transport
Molecular function (GO): quinone binding; 4 iron, 4 sulfur cluster binding; NADH dehydrogenase (ubiquinone) activity
Source: RefSeq, a predicted model, not a curated record
AUUAAAUUAAGAAAAUGAAAAUAAUAUUCUUAAAACUAAAGCAAACUAAAACAAUAAAAUAAAGAAUAUCCAAAUACAACUAAAAAUAAAAAUCUAGUUUUUUUCCUAAUUAUUGUAUUCUUUGUUGAUUGGAACUGGUCGCUUCCAGUUGCUUGGUUAAAAUCAUUCCCAUAAGCUCGCUCACAGGGAGAUCACUCAGAGUAUAACCCUGAAAACAAAAGCGCAUUUCAACGGAUCCAAUCGCUCUUUUUUUUUCUUGGAUAAGAAUAAAAUAAACAAAACCCCAUUUUCUUAAUUAAUCCUCGCGGGUAGAUUGAUUUUUGAUUGAUUCUAUAUAAAUAGAUAUAAAAUAAAAAAUUUCUAUUUAUUCUAAAUCUAUAAUUUCGAAUUUAUAUUUAGAAUAAAUAGAAUUUCGAAUUAAAAGUUUUUUUAUUUCUAAAAUUCUAAUAAAUAUUAGAUAUUAGUUAGAUAUUAGAAUUCCUUUUAUUUAGAAAAAUCCGAAAUGAAGUGAAAACGAAAAAGUAUUACUUGUUUUGGAUUUGUAUAGUAUUAUACUAUAUAUAGUAUAAAUAUAUAUUUAUACUAGUAUUAUACAAAUUAGUACUAUAUCGAAAUGAAAUCGAAAUAAGUGGAAUGUAAAUAAAAUAGGAUUAAUUCCAAUCAAUAAAUCUUAAAACGCAACAUGGAAACACCGCAAACAAACGAAACUGGACGAUUCGAUCAAACUGAAUUGUUGUUUUGACUAAACAAACAGUUGCGGAUGACUUGACAAUGAAUUCCAGGUCGAAGCGACUAAUCCGAUCUAUUUUUCACAUUCAUAGGAGUUCGUCUAUGUUUCUGCUUUACGAAUAUGAUAUUUUCUGGGCAUUUCUAAUAAUAUCAAGUGCUAUUCCUAUUUUGGCAUUUCUAAUUUCUGGAGUUUUAGCCCCGAUUAGAAAGGGUCCAGAAAAACUUUCUAGUUAUGAAUCGGGUAUAGAACCAAUGGGCGAUGCUUGGUUACAAUUUCGAAUCCGUUAUUAUAUGUUUGCUCUAGUUUUUGUUGUUUUUGAUGUUGAAACGGUUUUUCUUUAUCCAUGGGCAAUGAGUUUCGAUGUAUUGGGGGUACCCGUAUUCAUAGAAGCUUUCAUUUUCGUGCUUAUCCUAAUUGUUGGUUCAGUUUAUGCAUGGCGAAAAGGAGCAUUGGAAUGGUCUUAGUUCCUGAAUAUUCAGAUAAUAAAAAGAAAGAAAAAAGUCAAAAUAAUAAUAACAUUGAGUAUGAAUUCCAUCGAAUUUCCCUUACUUGAUCGAACAACCCAAAAUUCAGUUAUUUCAACUACAUUAAAUGAUCUUUCAAAUUGGUCAAGACUCUCCAGUUUAUGGCCGCUUCUUUAUGGUACCAGUUGUUGCUUUAUUGAAUUUGCUUCAUUAAUAGGCUCACGCUUCGACUUUGAUCGUUAUGGGCUGGUACCAAGAUCGAGUCCUAGACAGGCAGACCUAAUUUUAACAGCUGGAACAGUAACAAUGAAAAUGGCGCCCUCUUUAGUGAGAUUAUAUGAACAAAUGCCCGAACCUAAAUAUGUUAUUGCUAUGGGCGCGUGUACAAUUACAGGAGGGAUGUUCAGUACUGAUUCUUAUAGUACUGUUCGGGGGGUCGAUAAGCUAAUUCCCGUGGAUGUCUAUUUGCCGGGCUGUCCCCCUAAACCCGAGGCAGUUAUAGAUGCUAUAACAAAACUUCGUAAGAAAAUAUCUCGCGAAAUCUAUGAAGAUCGAAUUAGAUCUCAACAGGGGGAUCGGUCACCAGGCGGACUGUUAGCCAGUGUGUAUCAUCUUACGAGAAUAGAGUAUGGUGUAGAUCAACCGGAAGAGGUAUGUAUAAAAGUAUUUGCUCCAAGGAGUAACCCUAGAAUUCCGUCUGUUUUCUGGGUUUGGAAAAGUUCGGAUUUUCAAGAACGAGAAUCUUAUGACAUGUUGGGAAUCUCUUAUGAAAAUCAUCCACGACUGAAACGUAUCUUAAUGCCCGAAAGUUGGAUAGGGUGGCCUUUACGUAAGGAUUACAUUGCCCCCAAUUUUUAUGAAAUACAAGACGCUCAUUGA